Messenger RNA from Talaromyces marneffei, 3192 nucleotides. RefSeq lists its product as uncharacterized. The transcript has 2 exons. Gene Ontology annotation, cellular component: 90S preribosome; nucleolus. The record is from RefSeq and is a predicted model, not a curated record. Gene Ontology annotation, biological process: rRNA acetylation involved in maturation of SSU-rRNA. Bases 1 to 3192 code for a protein of 1063 amino acids. Lineage: Eukaryota; Fungi; Ascomycota; Eurotiomycetes; Eurotiales; Trichocomaceae. Gene Ontology annotation, molecular function: ATP binding; tRNA binding; 18S rRNA cytidine N-acetyltransferase activity.
AUGCCGCGCAAAGCUAUUGACUCGCGCAUCCCCGCGCUCAUUCGAAAUGGUAUCCAGGAGAAAAAACGAAGCUUCUUCGUCGUCGUCGGCGAUCGCGCUAAGGACGCAAUCGUCAACCUCCAUUGGAUCAUGUCUGGCGCAGACGUGAAGCAAAACAAAUCCGUGCUUUGGGCAUACAAAAAGGAUUUGAUCGGAUUCAGCAGUCAUCGCAAGAAACGAGAAGCCAAAAUCAAAAAGGAAAUCAAACGGGGCAUUCGAGAACCAAACUCCGAGGACGCAUUUGAAUUGUUUAUCAGCUUGAAUCAGAUUCGUUAUGUUUAUUACAAGGAGACCGAGAAGAUCCUGGGUAAUACUUAUGGGAUGUGUAUCUUGCAGGAUUUUGAAGCUAUAACGCCGAAUUUGUUGGCGAGGACUAUUGAGACGGUUGAGGGUGGUGGCAUUGUCUUGCUGCUCUUGAAGGGAAUGAAGAGUUUGAAGCAGUUAUAUACACUAUCGAUGGACAUUCACUCGCGGUACCGAACGGAAGCUCAUGAUGAUGUCGUUGCACGAUUCAAUGAACGUUUCAUUUUGUCACUGGGAAGCUGUGAUUCUUGUCUUGUGGUGGACGAUGAAUUGAAUGUUCUUCCAAUCUCAGGUGGUAAGAACGUUGCGCCUCUUCCGCCGCCAAACCCCACCGAAGACAACAAGUCACCCGCGCAGAAGGAAUUGCAGGAAAUCAAGGAUAGUUUAGCAGAUUCCCAGCCGGUGGGGUCUCUAGUCACACUCGCCAAAACAGUUGACCAAGCGAAGGCUUUGCUUACUUUCGUCGAUGCUAUUGCUGAAAAGACACUUCGGAGUACCGUUACUCUUACCGCCGGUCGUGGUCGAGGAAAGUCUGCCGCCUUAGGUGUAGCUAUCGCCGCUGCUGUUGCCCAUGGAUACAGCAAUAUCUUCAUCACAUCCCCCAGCCCAGAGAACUUGAAGACUCUUUUUGAGUUUGUAUUCAAGGGCUUUGAUGUUAUGGGAUACAUGGAUCAUGUUGACUACACUAUUCUUCAGUCGACGAAUCCAGCUUUCAACAAAGCCAUCGUUCGUGUCAACAUUCAUCGGAAUCAUCGCCAGACUAUUCAGUAUAUCCAGCCUCAAGAUGCCUAUGCUCUCGGACAAGCCGAACUUUUGGUUAUUGAUGAAGCUGCAGCAAUUCCCCUACCUCUUGUACGAAAGCUUUUGGGACCGUAUCUGGUGUUCAUGGCCUCAACGAUUAAUGGCUAUGAAGGUACUGGUCGGUCGCUGUCAUUGAAACUCAUCCAACAGCUCCGCGAGCAGAGUCGUGGCGCCAGUCUCAAAGAUGCCGAUACUGAUAUUGCAGACCGCUCAACAGGCAAGUCAGCAAAGAAUUCAGAGAAAGGUAUCAUCGGUAGCAGAACAUUGAGAGAGGUUACACUGUCUGAACCGAUUCGUUACGCUGCGGGUGAUUCUGUGGAAAAGUGGCUCAACAAAGUUCUGUGUCUGGAUGCUACUCUUCCAAAGUCGAAGAUGAACACACAAGGAUGCCCACAUCCAUCGCAGUGUGAGCUGUUGCACGUCAACCGUGACACACUCUUCUCUUUCCACCCCGUGUCCGAAAAAUUCCUCCAGCAAAUGAUGGCCUUGUAUGUGGCGAGUCACUACAAAAACUCGCCAAAUGAUCUUCAAUUGAUGAGUGAUGCACCUGCCCAUCAGCUUUUUGUUCUAGUUCCUCCUAUCGAUGAGGAAGCUACAAAGCUUCCGGAGCCACUGUGUGUUAUUCAAGUUGCCCUCGAAGGUCGUAUUAGCCGGGAAAGCGUCAUGAACAGUCUCAGUCGAGGUCAGCGUGCCGGUGGUGAUCUUAUACCUUGGCUUGUUAGUCAGCAGUUCCAAGAUGAAGACUUCGCAGGAUUAUCAGGAGCUCGUGUUGUUCGUAUUGCUACAAAUCCAGAAUACUUGAACAUGGGCUACGGUUCACGCGCUUUGGAACUUCUUGUUGAUUUCUAUGAGGGUAAAUUUGCAAAUCUUUCAGAGGAUGUCUCGUAUGCUUCAGAAGAGAUGGUUCGAGUUACAGAUGAUCAACUCGAGAAUGCCAAUCUGUUGGAUGAUGAUGUCCAUGUACGAGAUAUUCGCUCUAUGCCUCCAUUGUUCGGUAAACUCUCUGAGAAGCGGCCCGACACACUUGACUACGUUGGCGUCAGUUACGGUUUGACACCGUCGCUACACAAAUUCUGGAAGCGAGCAUCCUUCAGCCCUGUCUACCUCCGUCAAACUGCGAACGAGCUUACGGGUGAACACUCAUGCGUCAUGCUCCGAGCAUUGGCUGCAGGAUCUAAUGAUAUCAGCUGGCUCAGUGCCUACACCAGAGAUUUCCACAAACGUUUCCUCUCCCUCCUGUCUUACCAGUUCAAGGAAUUCGCAUCUGUUCUGUCGCUUAGCAUUUGUGAGUCCGCUACCGCUGGAUCUAAGCUAGAUCCUUCAUUCUCGCCAUCACGCUUGACAAAGCCUGUGCUCGACGCCGCAUUCUCACCGUUCGAUCUCAAACGUCUUGACAGCUACGCAAAUAACAUGCUCGAUUACCAUGUCAUUCUGGACAUGGUUCCAACCAUCGCUCAGUUUUAUUUCCUAGGUAGCCUUCAAGGCAAGGUCAACUUGUCUGGUGUCCAACAAUGCAUCCUGCUCGCAGUCGGUCUCCAGCGAAAGAACGUUGAUGAAUUGGAGAAAGAAUUGAACCUACCAUCCUCUCAGCUUUUGGCUAUGUUCAUCAAGAUCGUCAGGAAGAUAUCUACCCAUUUCCGCGGAUUGCUUGAAGGCGCCGUCGCUGCAACUCUCCCCGAAAAGCUGAAUACCGUCGAUGCUUCCGGUGCCCAUGACGAUGUCAUUGAUGACAAGUUCCAACCCCUCGAAACCGGUCUAGAAGAAGAAUUGCGCGAAGGUGGAGAACAGAUUGAUAAAGAAAUGAAGGAGAAACAACGAGCCUUGAUAGACGCUCUCCCUCUUGACAAAUACGAGAUAAAUAACGGAACAGCUGGUUGGGAAGAGGCCGAGAAACAGAUUCGUAAAGGCGGUGCAGCCACUGUCAGUGUUAAGAGUACCAAGACUUCUAAGCGCAAGGCAGGUGAAUCCGCACGAGAGAUCUAUGAGCAGGAAAUCGAUUCCAAGAUUCAGAAGAAGAUCAAGAAGGGAACAGAGGGAAAGAGGAAGUGA